AAGACUACAAUAUUUGACCAGACCGAAUAACACGUACGGUGAUCUUGUUUUAUAUUAAAUUCCUGUUAAAAUAAUAUUUAUAUUGCGGUCACACUUAAGACAUAUAUCGUUGCGCAAUUAUGUCUUUGGCCAUCGAAUGUGGUGCAACAUCAUCCGAUGUGAUUCUUGUCACGGACGAUAGUAGCAUAAAGAAACAUCUUCGUUUGGGAGCAGCCAAUUACCAGUUGAUGGAUCAAGCAAAAUUAAAAGAUUUUUUUGAAGAAAUUCAUGAAAAUGUAGUUCCAUUUCCGAUUCACAGUAUUGGUGUAGGACUGCCAGGAAUCCUGGACACUACGGAUGUCACGUCAGUUGAAAAGGUGAUUAGGAAAUUGUGGCCGGAGGUAUCCAACGUGUGGGUUGGUAGUGAUUUAGAGACAGCUUUAGCUUGUGUGAAUGAUGAUGGAUCUGCGGUGAAAGCAAUUGUAAUAGCAGGAACUGGUUCUUGCUGUUACGGAACAAAUGGAAACGAAAAUAAAAAAAUCGGCGGAUAUGGACACCGAAUAGGUGACAGAGGCUCUGCGUAUGCAAUAUCCGAAAAUGCUUUGAGACUAGCCCUUCGUCAGCAUGAAUAUAACGCACCAUCGGUACAGACGAACAAUUCAGAGGAGAUAUUUUCAAAUUUACUUUCAUCUUUUAUGAAACGACUCGGAAUGCAUUCGUUGAAACAACUGGUGCAAUGGACCUUAUCAGCGAAGAAGAAUGAAAUUGCCGAUCUGGCUCCACUUGUUCUACAUUCCUGGAAACAAAAGGAUGAAUUAGCUCAGAGCGUCGUCGAAGAAAGUAUUGAUAGUUUGUCUGACGAUUUAAUCUGCCUAGCUGGGAAAUUGAAUUCACAACAGCAUAAACUCGAUAGCAUUUCAGUUGGACUGACAGGGAGCCUGUUUUCUAAAGAUACCGAUUUUGCAAAAGCAUUUCAGGAUGGACUGCACUCCAAAUUAACUGAUCAGCAGCGAACGAUUUCUGUUUCAGUAGAAAUUCUCCAAAAUACUGCUCUCGGAUCGUUGAGAAUGUUGGAUUUGUUGAAAUGGAAAGUCCUACCACUUUUUGACCCAAAUUCCGAUUCAUCACAAACGGUGUACGAUUCUAAAAACUCUAAUUUGCUGACAGAAAUUCGAUGUAAGAACGAGAAACAGUUGGCUGAGACUAUUUUGCCGAUUGCUCUAGGUCUUUCACUCACCGAAAAAAGAAACGAAAAGUCAAUGAAUUUGGAUAAAAUGGGUGUAGAAGAAGCCAUCGAUCUGAUGGUUUCUGAAGAUCGGAGCAUUUUUGUUAAAAUAUCAGAGAGUAAAACGUGCAUUGGGAUUUUGGUCGAUGAAGUUUGUAGGGCGUUUCAAAACGGGGGAAGAUUAUUUUAUGUCGGCGCAGGAACUAGCGGCCGAUUAGGAAUAUUGGAUGCAAGUGAAUGUCCGCCAACAUUCCGAUCGCCACAUGAAUGGGUACAGGGUAUCAUUGCUGGUGGAUUUUUAUCAAUCGGUCAGGCGAAAGAAGGAGCCGAAGAUUCAAUACUCGACGGAAUUAAAGCUAUUGAUGAUAGAAAUGUCAGUGACAAAGACGUAGUCGUUGGUAUUGCUGCUUGCGGAACAACACCAUUUGUAUGGGGGUCGAUUCACCGUGCGAAAUCACUCAAUGCCUUCACAGCGUUCCUUACAUUCAACACUGAGCUUCAGCUCAAAAUUCAACCGGAUCUAUUUAUUAGCAUGGAUCUCGGACCGGAGGUGCUUACGGGAAGUACUCGCCUGAAGUGUGGCACUGCUACUAAAUGCAUCUUAAAUAUGGUCUCAACUCUAGCAAUGGUUAAAUACGGCAAGUGCUUCGAAAAUCUAAUGGUGGACCUGAAUGCGGCUAAUGAAAAAUUGAAAAAACGAUCUUUGCGCAUCGUUCUUUUGUUGACAAGUCAUCUAAGUAAUGUCGAUGAGAAAACGGCUCUGGAAGUGUUAUUGAAGAAUAAAUACGAUAUCCGAGGCACGGUCAGUGAAUUGAGGACGAAAUUGAGCUGAAAACCUGUGUUGAUCUUCUUUAAAUCUACAUUUGAUGUACAUGUUGUGAAAAAUAAAUUAGGACUUGGAG
Molecule: messenger RNA, 2106 nt
Organism: Bradysia coprophila
Lineage: Eukaryota; Metazoa; Arthropoda; Insecta; Diptera; Sciaridae
Biological process (GO): peptidoglycan turnover; amino sugar catabolic process
Molecular function (GO): carbon-oxygen lyase activity; ether hydrolase activity; carbohydrate derivative binding
Source: RefSeq, a predicted model, not a curated record